Messenger RNA from Psammomys obesus (fat sand rat), 591 nucleotides. RefSeq names its product LHFPL tetraspan subfamily member 7 (gene Lhfpl7). Gene Ontology annotation, cellular component: membrane. NCBI's taxonomy places the organism in Eukaryota, Metazoa, Chordata, Mammalia, Rodentia, Muridae. The record is from RefSeq and is a predicted model, not a curated record.
AUGGACGCUGGCGUGAGGGCUGCUCUGGGGCUUUCCCUCACUGGCAUGUCUGGCUUCAGCCUCGUGUCCCCUGCCUGGUUCCAGAGCCCUGCCUUCUGCUAUGGUGUCUUUACCUACUGCUCCUGGCCGCAAGGUGACCGCUGGAACCAGAGCUGUGUGACUUUUGGGUCCCUGAAGGACAUGCCAGGCUUGGCCUGGAAGGUCUCAGCAGCAAUGCUCUUGGGAGGCUGGCUUUUGCUGGCCAUCAGCGCUCUUCUCCUUUCGGCCUGGGCACUGGCCCCAAGAAGGUUGCAUCCCAGGAGGCGCUUGGGUCCAACACCUGUGGUGCAGGCAGCAGCAGCCUCCACUCUUGUAGGUCUGCUGGUUUUCCCAGCCACUCUGGCUUCCCCAUUCGCCAAAGAAGCCUGUGAAGGCUCCACCACGUACCGCAGUGGAACAUGCUAUUGGCUGAGCUGGGGCUAUGCCACCGCCAUCCUCAACGUGGCCCUGACCAGCCUGCCUGUUGUUGGAUGGCCUCAAAUGACCACAGUCCCAAGGACAGCUGUCCCCUUUUCUGGGGACACUCAGGGAAUCAUUCUUGUGCCAGAAUAA